AAGUGCUUUUAAUCAAUUAUAAUUCGAAUCAAGAGUUUACUUCUUUUUUUUAUUUCAGAAAUGUAAACGCCAUUGAAGCAGCAUCAAAAAGUCGUAUAUUAAGUCAUCAGAUAAACAGAUUUAUAUACAAUAUUAUUUAAUUUAUCUUUAAGGAGUGCGGUCACGGCUGGACCAGUAUGAAGGGACGCGUGGUCUUCUGGUUUCAUCUGAACGUGGCAACCAACUCCGGCUAUGUCCUCUUCAAGCUGUACGGGCAACAGUGCAACCGAUGUAAGAGUGAAAAGUUUGAACACGCCAUGUGGUACCCGGAGGAGGUCAUCAAGGUCGUCGGCAAUGUGUACAACAGAGUGGGACAGGUGUAUUACGGCUUCUACCGCCCGCCCCUCCGGAUAGACAGACGGCCAGGAAAACCCAGAAAUCAGCACAAUGCCGAGCUCUGCCAGGCGUGUAAAGACGGACUGUGCCGGGAAGAAUGGACGUUCAGUUAGUCACCACAAUAAUGUUAUUAUGUUAUCUCAAUAUGGGAAGGUCUGACGUCUCAUUAUGCCAUUAAGUGAAAUAUUAUGUGAAAGCUGAAAUAUGCGAAAUGUUUCUUCGGCUGUUUUCUUUUUUUCUCCAUUUCUUUAUUUAUUUUUGUUAUUUUGGGCUUUUUCAUUUAAACCAUGACAUGUAUUUUGUUGAUGUUAAAAUAUGAAGAUAAUGUACUGAAAAGCGUCAAUGUGUUAGCAUCAUUUGGAAAAAGGCCGUCUGUCGUCUGCCAAAUAAGGGGUUGCCAUGGAGAUGACAUUGCCAUGGAGAUUUAGCUCAAACUGAUAUGGAUUUGUCGAGUAGAUUUCAUCGUCUGUCACGCCUGGCUUCCAAAUGAAAAUGGUGCAAUGAAAAGAAAGCUUUUGCAGCGACCUUAAGUCGGAUUGGCGUAUACUUUCAACGACAACAUCUGGAGCUAGCUACUUGUAAUCUUCCUCGUGAUAUACAGGGGUCAGAGAGAGGUCAAAAAGAGGUCGUACGGGGUAUUACAGACGUCACUCUGAUCUUGUUUGGUUGUGAUACUUCUUAGUAGAUGCAGGAAUGAUAUUUUCCCUACUAUCGUCGGAUUCCAACUUUUGGGAACCAAAAAUAUCUUUGGCUUAUGGGGCCCCCUGGACCCCAUGCCAUAUUUUCCAACUUUUUUGGCAUGAAAUGCCAGUCUCAUCCCUGUAGAUGUAAUUGAACUAAUGGGGAUGUCAUAUGGCUUCGACCCGUUAAGGCUAUAUAUAUAUAUAUAAUCUUAGUCAACAUUUUACGACAUUUUCACAUUAAUUCUCACACAUUCAUACGUGAU
This is a messenger RNA of Lingula anatina, 1321 nucleotides long. Its product is annotated as receptor-transporting protein 4-like. Gene Ontology annotation, molecular function: olfactory receptor binding. Gene Ontology annotation, biological process: protein insertion into membrane; protein targeting to membrane. Lineage: Eukaryota; Metazoa; Brachiopoda; Lingulata; Lingulida; Lingulidae. The record is from RefSeq and is a predicted model, not a curated record.